This is a messenger RNA of Stegostoma tigrinum, 2662 nucleotides long. RefSeq names its product transmembrane protein 275a (gene tmem275a). The record is from RefSeq and is a predicted model, not a curated record. NCBI's taxonomy places the organism in Eukaryota, Metazoa, Chordata, Chondrichthyes, Orectolobiformes, Stegostomatidae. The coding region runs from base 941 to 1492 and encodes 183 amino acids. The transcript has 3 exons.
UACCAGCUCGAUCCCCCUGGGGCUCACAACGGCUGCAGGCUGCGUGGCGCUGGGUGGCCUGGAGCAGUACAGCAAUUCCCCUCAUGUCCUGUACACAGGGCACUGGCCGGGAAACGGCUCACAGCAGCAAGGAGACGCUGCAGUCUUUACUCACCUCACUUAACAACCCGGAAAGUGCCGGAGGGGCUGUGCUGAGGGCGGGCAGACCUUUUCACUAAGUGUCUAUGGAGUGGGAGAGAGAAGCACAUUUUCUGAUAUGAGCUCCAGUGUACCGUCAGUACACCAUUUGCCCCUCUGUGAGGAAGAUUUAUUCAAUGGUGAUUUCGAACCUGUUAACAUUUUUUUUUCCCUGUUGCCUUUAGCUUUAGAGCAGCAAGCCUGGGAAUAGAAUGUGGCUGAACCUUCAUAAAGAGCUUGAUAUUUACAGCUGACAUGUUUGUGGACUGUUUAACGAGCAACUGUGCUUCGUAUAGUCACUUCGCCGUUUGUUUUUGUGUGUGUGUGAACAAUGUUGGUUAACUUGUCGGUAAAGCAAUUAUCCCAGCAAAGCUGUUUCACAUUCCUUCUAGGCUCUGCUACGGAGCACAGACGGAAUCCCCUUCCUCUCGAAUCUGACUGAUACACACCCACUCCGCCUCUCCUCAGGCUGCUGUCGGUGUGGGCUGAGGGAUGGGGAUAACGGCGGGAACGGAAGCCCUGGUGCUGUAAGAGGAGGAGCGGUUCUGAGUUGGAGCUUGAGCGGACUGACCCCAUUGCGGUGUCUGAUGUCAGGGCGAUAAGAAGGAUCCGCGAGAACAAGCAUAGGCUUUGCGAUAAUCUACACAUAAUUAUUGUGUUCCAUUUGGUUUUGGCAUCAUCACAACAGCUAAGGCCAUUAAACGCUAUUUUAACGUGUGACUUGGAGUGGGAAUGGUUUAGCACACUCACAAUCAACAGUACAAUGUUCACUGAGAAGACUAACACUACUGUACCUCAGAAGCCCGGACAGAAGAAGACAAGGCCUCAGGGUCUUCCAUCUCCAGCUCUUUGUUGUGCCUGUGGCCUCUGCAUCAUGUUGGCAGGAAUUAACAUAACUCUUGUGGGAGCCUUUGCAUUUGGUACCUUCUUACCAGUGAACAAUCCCCCGAUCAUCAUUGGGCCCAUCUUGCUGGUGGUUGCCUUUGCCUUCUUUGCAGCCUGUUGCAUCUGCAGUCGGAGACCUCCAGCUCAUGGCCAGAGGAAGUCCAAACCUGGCUCCAACAUUGGCAUCAUUAAGCCAGGCCAUGCCACAUUUGAGAUUGAGACCAGCGAGCAUACAGUGCAAGACACGACAGCAGUCCAGCUCAGCCCCACAAACUCACCAGUGUCUUCUAAGAAAUCCACCCCAGUCCAUGAAAACUCAAAGACAUGCAAACUGUUUACAAUGGAUGCCAACAAUCCUGGAGCCAAGUAUACAGCCGGCGCUGAGGCAAUACAACUGAACCUUCCCCGGGACUUGGGCUCAUCAUCAUAGAACUGGCUUGAGCUCUAAGUGCAAAACUACCCUUACUGUAUAAUGUCAUGGCAAAGUCUCUUGAACUGUGCACCAGCAGAAACCUGUGGUUAAGUUUGAACAACCAAUGCUGCAAACUACAUUAACCUACCUUUCUGUAUGAACUGCAAUCACCUUCAUUUUUACAGUUUACGUUAUUUGAACAGUGACCUUUUAAAUCUCCUGCUGUUUUUUGAGAGCAAAGUUCACAUGACACAGAACUUAUUCUAUACAAAUGUUUUUUAAGCAGAACUUUGAAAUUUGACAACAAAAGCACUGUCUGACUGUAACUUCAUUAAGCCCCAAAUCACAAGACAGUUGCAAGCAUCUGUGCAAAAUACAGACACGGUGCGAAGUUAAUUGGUUCAGAAGUGUGAAGACCAUAAACACUGCACCAAAAGUAUUUUGUCAUGGUAAAGGGUUUUGUUACCAGACAGGCUUUUUUUAAAAUCAUGCUUGCUCCGUCCUCAAAAAUAAUAAUUUGGGAUGCAUGACAGGGAACAUUUGUUUUAAUCCAGAUAAAACUGAUUCAAUAAAGUAUUUUAAGAAGAUUAAAUUUACAAACAGAGAUGCAUAUUUUGGCAAAACCCAAUUCUCUCCAUAUACUUCAAUACUCUUUUUGAUCUGCUUCACUGUUUAUGCACCGUAAAAUGCUGUCAUAGUGCUGAUAUGAUCAAACUGCUAGACAAAGGAUUAAUAUUAGACAAAGUUAGUAUUAAGGGCAGGAGAAAUAUGAGAAAACAUUUGCUUUAUUUUUCUGUUCCCCUUAUUAGUUUUGUUAGGGUAACAAAAACAGUUGGAGUUCUGUGAAGGAGGCAGCCUGAGGCAACGUAAACUGUCCAAUGUAGGACUGUGACACGAUGCCACAAAUUGGAAAGGAAGUUGGAAAAAAUGUAUUUGGUACCUGCUAUUAUUAAAUCAGCUUCAAAUUGUAAUUACGAGAUGUAUUUAUCAUCAAUGAGACAAAGGGAGUGUUGUGAAAAUGCCAGGAAAUUUUGUUUAGUUUAUUUAACUUCUUCUGGAGAAGUUCAUUGUGCAAUCAUUGUGCAAGAUGUAUUAUCAGUUCAUUGUGCUUGUUAAUAGAGAAACAAUUCUAAAUAAAUGUUUUCUUGUAUCUGUAAAGUAUAACUAAAUAUAAAAUAUUUAUGUAAA